UCACGCCAAUCCACUCUCGGCACUGCCAUCAUCAUUCACACAGCGAUCAUCCAGCCAGCGGCACUUAUCACCGACAUCAUGAAGCUGUUGCUGUUGGCAGCCCUGGUGGGCGUGGCUGCGGCCGGUCGCCUGGACAACUCGUACCUGCCCCCUGCUGGUGCACCGCUGGCUGGUGGAGCCCCUGGAGCCAUUGCAGCGCCCUUCGGUGGACCUGGAGCAGGAGGAGUUUUCGGAGCUAGAAGGCCCGGAGCCGGCGGUCUGGGAGGAGCUGGGCUCGGUGGUGCCGGUUUGGGAGGCGCUGGCCUUGGUGCUGGAGGUGCUGGCCUCGGUGGUCUCGGAGGUGCCGGACGAGGCGGACUCGGAGGCGCCGGUCUCGGGGGCGCUGGAUUAGGUGGAGCUGGUCUCGGAGGUGCCGGUCUCGGUGGUUUUGGAGGUGCUGGACGAGGCGGUCUUGGAGGCGCUGGUCUUGGAGCAGGAGGCGCUGGUCUGGGAGGUCUCGGAGGUGCAGGACGAGGUGGUCUUGGAGGCGCCGGUCUUGGAGCAGGAGGCGCUGGUCUGGGUGGUCUCGGAGGUGCAGGACGAGGCGCCGGAGGUCUCGGCGGGCUAGGAGGCGCUGGUCUCGGUGCAGGCCGAGGUGGUCUUGGAGGCGCUGGUCUCGGUGGUGCUGGAGCUGGUGUUGCCAGGGGACCUGUCAUUCCCAUUCUCAGAUACGAAAAUGUCAACAAUGGUGAUGGUUCCUACGCCUUCAGCUACGAGACCGCCAACGGCAUCGCCCAGGACGAGCAGGGCUACCUGAAGAAUGCCGGCAUUCCCGACGCUGAGGCCGAGACUGUGCAGGGCCGCUAUACGUACACUGGAGACGACGGCGCGCAGUACACCGUCACCUACACCGCCGACGAGAACGGCUUCCAGCCACAGGGUGCCCAUCUGCCCACUCCACCCCCAAUCCCUGAGGAGAUCCUGCGCUCCCUGGAGCAAAACGCUGCUGAGGAGGCCGCUGCUGCCCGUGGUGGAGGAAUUGCAGGUGGUGCAUACGCUGGUACUCCUGGAGCAGGUGCAUACGCAGGUGCUCCUGGAGCAGGUGCAUACGCUGGUGCUCCUGGAGCAGGUGGUUCCUUUGGUGGCGCUCCUGGAGCUGGUGUCGGUGGUGCCUUUGGAGGUCGCCCUGGAGCUGGAGUUGGUGGUGCCUUCGGUGGCGCUCCUGGAGCUUUCGGUGGUGCACCUGGAGCUGGUGGUGCGUUUGGUGGCAGGGCACCUGGAGCCUUUGGGCGCCCCGGUGCCGGCGCUGGAGCGUUUGGCGGCAGACCUGGAGCGCUGCCCAGCUACUCGCCGUCCAGCGGCUACUCGUACCCCACUCCAGGAAAGUAGGCGCGCGGAAGCCUCCAGCUGGACUGGACGGCCAGCGCGCUCACCAGCUGGAAGUGGCCAGUGGCCCAGCCCACUGCCCACCUUGCUGACCAUUAUCUUCACCUCUCCUCACCACUUUCAUACGUGACGCUGGAGAAAGGAAUGCGGAUCUCUACUGUUGCCGCGUCCCUGACGAAUAUUCAAAUAUACCAGACGACUUAACUGUUGUCCUUAGCCGAACAUAAAGACAACUCGACAGAUCGACUCACACCUUCGCUGUUUCUCCUUUUCUGCAUUUCCUUCGCUUACAAAUAUCACUUCACUAUGGAAUACGCUGGAAAACUUAACACUGAGGUUUUCCUGGUAUUCCACUCGACAAUGGCAGCAGAUUUAUGCAAUGGACUACUUCUACGAUUGUCUAUAAGAACGUUACGUGACGAAAGUCCUAUUUGUAAAUAUCUUUCAGUACUACCUUCUUUGCUUCCUCCGCUGUCAUAAUGAAACAAUGUUUUCGCAGCAAUACUUAUGACGACAAUGGCAUCGUGAACGACAAACAAGACGGGAAGUAGCCCGCCUUCUCUACUUCUGAAAGACUAUUUAUUUUUAAUGCAAAAGUAAAAAACUAUGUAAAAAAAGUUAUUUUGUAAUAAAUGUUGUUUAAGUAAA
Messenger RNA from Schistocerca americana (American grasshopper), 2013 nucleotides. RefSeq names its product glycine-rich cell wall structural protein-like. The record is from RefSeq and is a predicted model, not a curated record. Gene Ontology annotation, molecular function: structural constituent of chitin-based larval cuticle. Lineage: Eukaryota; Metazoa; Arthropoda; Insecta; Orthoptera; Acrididae. The transcript has 5 exons. Gene Ontology annotation, cellular component: chitin-based extracellular matrix. Bases 79 to 1368 code for a protein of 429 amino acids.